This is a messenger RNA of Kogia breviceps (pygmy sperm whale), 420 nucleotides long. Lineage: Eukaryota; Metazoa; Chordata; Mammalia; Artiodactyla; Physeteridae. The record is from RefSeq and is a predicted model, not a curated record.
AUGGUUUAUCUGGCAACUCUGGGUGGGGUCAUCUGGUAUGCUGUCCAACAGAGUCACCGAGAUCAAGGCCUAGUUGAGAACAGUGCUCUGAGGAGCCUGGCUAAGGUUGACCACUAUGCCAUCAUCAAGUUCCCCCUCACCACCGAGUCAGCCAUGAAUAAAAUAGAAGACAACAACACACUGGUGUUCAUUGUGGACGUCAAGGCCAACAAGCACCAAAUUAAACAGGCUGUGAAGAAGCUCUAUGACAUUGACCUGGCUAAGGUCAACGCCCUGAGCAGGCCUGAUGGAGAGAAGAAGGCAUAUGUUCGACUGGCUCCUGACUAUGAUGCUUUGGAUGUUGCCAACAAAAUUGGGAUCAUCUAAACUGAGUCCAGCUGGCUAAUUCUAAAUAUAAAAGUUUUCACUAAAAAAAAAAAA